GAGGUUCUUUCCGGCAGCUCCCCACGGGACUCGUAGUUUGGUCCCACAGCAUGGAUGGGCUCCAGCCUAGCGUGGGGCAGUUGAGGCGCGGGCGGGUCAGGCGCCGGCGCCAGCCCCAGUCCCACAGCGGGUCGGUCUUGGCUCUGCCCUUGAGGCCCAGGAAGGUCCGGAGGCAGCUGAGGAGACAUGGCGCGUCCCGCGUGGCUGCCCUGAGGGCUCCGGCGCCGCCGGGCGAGGAUUCCGAGGACUCGAGAGCGGAGCCGACGGCCGGCGGCGCGGGGGCGGCGCUCCCUAGCGGGCCUGCGGCGGCAGCCGGCGGGGACACGGGCCGGCCUCGCCCGCCGCGCGCCUGGGGCUGGCCCCGGCCGGUCCCGCGGCCCUCCGCGGCUGCUCCGCCCGGGACGCUGUCGGGCCCGCAGGUGGACGAGGCGGGAGGGGAGCGUCCCCGGGACUCCCCGCUGCAGCGCGUCCUGGCGGAGCUGAACCGCAUCUCCAGCAGCCGGCGGCGGGCCGCGCGCCUCUUCGAGUGGCUGAUCGCGCCCGUGCCGCCAGACCAUUUCUACCGGCGCCUUUGGGAGCGGGAGGCGGUGCUGGUGGUGCGGCAGGAUCACGCCUACUACCAGGGCCUUUUCUCUACGGCCGACCUGGACGCCAUACUUCGCCACGAGGAGGUGCAGUUUGGGCAGCACCUGGACGCCGCGCGCUACGUCAACGGGCGACGCGAGACCCUAAACCCACCGGGUCGCGCCCUGCCCGCCGCGGCGUGGUCCCUGUACCAGGCCGGCUGCUCUUUGCGCCUCCUCUGUCCGCAGGCUUUCUCUACUACCGUCUGGCAGUUUUUGGCGGUGCUCCAGGAACAGUUUGGAAGCAUGGCAGGCUCCAAUGUUUACCUCACUCCCCCCAACUCGCAGGGCUUUGCCCCUCACUACGAUGACAUCGAGGCUUUUGUGCUGCAGCUGGAAGGUAGGAAACUCUGGCGUGUCUACCGACCUCGCGUUCCAACUGAAGAACUGGCCUUGAUAUCUAGCCCCAACUUCAGCCAGGAAGAUCUUGGCGAGCCGGUGCUUCAGACUGUGUUGGAACCUGGAGAUUUGCUCUAUUUUCCUCGGGGCUUCAUUCAUCAAGCAGAAUGCCAGGAUGGGGUGCACUCCCUGCACCUCACUUUGUCUACAUACCAGCGCAAUACCUGGGGUGACUUCGUGGAAGCCGUCCUGCCUUUGGCAAUUCAGGCUGCAAUGGAAGAAAACGUGGAAUUUCGGAGGGGUCUGCCACGAGACUUCAUGGAUUACAUGGGGGCCCAGCAUUCAGAUUCAAAAGAUCCUCGAAGAACUGCUUUCAUGGAAAAGGUGCGGGUCUUGGUUGCCCGCCUGGGACAUUUUGCUCCUGUUGAUGCUGUGGCUGACCAGCGAGCCAAAGACUUCAUCCACGAUUCUCUGCCCCCGGUGUUGACUGAUAGGGAGAGAGCACUUAGUGUUUAUGGGUUGCCAAUUCGAUGGGAGGCUGGAGAACCUGUAAAUGUGGGGGCCCAGCUGACAACAGAAACAGAAGUCCACAUGCUGCAGGAUGGCAUAGCUCGGAUGGUGGGCGAGGGAGGCCAUUUGUUCCUCUAUUACACGGUGGAAAACUCUCGUGUUUAUCAUCUGGAGGAACCUAAAUGCUUGGAAAUAUACCCCCAGCAAGCUGAUGCUAUGGAACUCUUGCUUCGCUCCUACCCAGAAUUUGUAAGAGUAGGAGAUCUGCCCUGUGACAAUGUGGAAGACCAGCUUUCCUUAGCAACCAUGUUGUAUGAUAAGGGGCUGCUGAUCACCAAGAUGCCUCUAACUCUAAACUAGUUUCUUGUUGAUGGUUGAAAUAUUGCGAACUGAUUCUCUACUGCCAUUGUCACUUUUUUU
This is a messenger RNA of Dipodomys ordii (Ord's kangaroo rat), 1892 nucleotides long. It is a transcript of the gene Riox1, whose product is annotated as chromosome unknown open reading frame, human C14orf169. The transcript has 2 exons. The record is from RefSeq and is a predicted model, not a curated record. Gene Ontology annotation, molecular function: histone H3K4 demethylase activity; histone H3K36 demethylase activity. Gene Ontology annotation, cellular component: nucleolus. Bases 51 to 1832 code for a protein of 593 amino acids. NCBI's taxonomy places the organism in Eukaryota, Metazoa, Chordata, Mammalia, Rodentia, Heteromyidae.